AGCCACUGUGUCCCCUGGAGCUGUCUCUCAGAAGGACAUGUCUUGUCCUGUACAAACCCUUACAGCCAGACUGGAACAAAAUACCCUUUCCUGCUCUCAACCCAAAAAACAGCUGCAGGUCCCUUUGGGGAUCAGCAACAGAGGUUUAACAAGGCUGACGUCACUUUGCAUCAGCUCAUCAAGGCUGGAAGGGUAGGAAUUUUUUAUAAAGCAAAAACGACACACAGCACCAUCAAAGGCCAUGACCACUUCAUCUGCAAGAUCUCUAGAAGCACAAACCAUAAGCAGAUAGAAAAGGAGAUUUCAAUCAUGCAGAAACUAGGAAAACACAGGAAUUUGCUGCAGCUUGUGGACUGGGACAUCAUGAACAUUCCAUAUAUGUUAAUUAUGGAGUAUGUGAAUCAAGGGACCCUACUCCACUUCUUACAAGUGAAUAAAGACAGUCUAUGCAAGGACAGUAAGCUUCAGCACCAAUUCACCAUUGUGGCGUACCAAAUAGCACACGCUAUGAACCACCUGCACUCCAAAAUGGUAGUGCAUUGCGACCUAGUUUUGCGAAAUAUCAUGGUGCACAAUUUUCCCCAUGAGGUGAAGGUGUCAGGGAUCUCACAAGCAGGUCCAGCAGAUACCAGAAGCCCUGCAGGGAACAAAUUCCCUUUCGAUGGUACCCACCAGAAUAUUUCAAAAAUAAAAACUAUGGAUUCAAAGGGGAUGUCUGCAUUUGGAAUACUAAUUUGGGAGAUGCAAACAUUUGGCUCAAGUGUGCCUUACCGACAUUUAAAGACAUCAGAGGAUGUGGCCCUCUAUGUGAGUGAUGGCUGCAGAAAUAGUUUGCCCGAAGAGUGCAGAGCAGAGAUAUUAAAACAGUAGCUGAUAUUAUACUUCAACACCUCAGAAUGCUCCGGGACAAUGCCGAGACAGCAUCACUCCACUGAUCUCCUACAGAUGAGACAAAAACAUCAAGGUCAUGCUUUUCAAGACUGAGAUAAAUGAUCCU
Electrophorus electricus (electric eel) is the source of this 997-nucleotide messenger RNA. NCBI's taxonomy places the organism in Eukaryota, Metazoa, Chordata, Actinopteri, Gymnotiformes, Gymnotidae. The record is from RefSeq and is a predicted model, not a curated record.